AUGUUUUGGUUAUUAAUAUAUGGCAUUUUUGGAUAAGUAAUAGUAGAAAUCAAUGAUAAUAAUGCUUAAUUUAAUGUUCAUGUAGGAGUAAGUAGUACAAUACUCUAAUUACCACAUGCAUGGGAUGGAUAAUUGAAUGGAACAGGAUGUGAAUUGAAAUAAAAAUAAAUAUAGGAAAGCAUUAGUUAAUAUCAAAUUAUAGAAUUUUCUGAGGAUAUUAUGGAAGAAUUAAUGCUUGUUAGUCAAGAUGACUAACGUAUUGCUAUUAUAACAUCAAAUAAUAGAUUAAUAAUCAUUCAUAAAAACAAUCUCUCAUAGAAAACAUAUUAUGAUCUAUCAAAAUAUGAGAUUGAUGAUAUUCAUUAAAUUAUUCUGAAUAACAAUAUAGUAUUAGUAAUAACAGAUAAAAAUGCCUAUGUUUUAUAUUUAUUGCCAAUCAGUAUAGUUGAGUUUUCAGAAUGGAUUUCUAGAUAAGAGCGUUGGCUUACUAAUAUAUAUGGUGAUUUCAUAUAUACAGCAGUCGGUUUAAAUGGUAUAGAUAUAUAUUAUUUAUCUAAUCUGACUUAUUAUAGAACCAUAAAUCACGAAGAUAUUGGAUAAAAUUAAUUAUGUGUGAAAGAUUUUUCAAUAUUUAAUUCUACUCUAUAUAUUUUAGAUUGUUAUCAUGGUUUGAUUAUUGUUAAAAUGGAUAGUUAUGAAAAUGUAAUUGAUUUCAAAGUUAGAAAAAUAGAUGUUUAGGAAGGUGGAAUAGCAAUUGAUACUAAAAAUGGAAUAAAUAUUUUUGUAGGUUAUAAAUGGAGACUUAGAUAUGCAAUAGUUGAAUAUGUUGUAGAUGAUACAGAUUGGAGAAUAUAAAAUCUAAUUUAUACAAAUAAAAUAAAAGAUGUUGAUGUUAAUAAUGAGUAUGCAAUUAUUUAAGGUAACAGCAGACAUAUGGUUGCAUUUAAUUUUGGAACUUCAUUAUCAAAUAAUAUAAUCAAAUAAAAGUUGCGAGAUUUUGAAUUAAGAAAUAAUGAAUUAAUUGGUAUCACAGUGACUUAGCUCUAUCGUAGUCAUUUAUAAUUGAUACCAUUAAAAGUUGAUUGUUUAAUUUACUAAGAUACUUCUUAGUAAUUUUCUUUAAUUUAUAAUGUUUCUCAUAAUGGUACAACAAUAGAGAGACAUCAUCUCAAAUUUUAAGUUAAUUUAGUAUCAACUUAUUUAUACAGAAAUUAAUCUUAUUUAGUAAUUGUUUUAAUUUCAUUAUUGCUAUGUAUUUUUACAUUAAUAAGUAUUUAUAUUUUAAUAUUAGUUAUAUUGAUCUUCAAAUGGUAUUUUAAUUUGAGAAAAGAAGAAAAAAAAAUGACAAAAAGCAUUAAGGGAUAUAGUAUAUCAAUUCCAACAAGUGGAAGAACGAAUACAUAAUAAAGUUCAAGACCCUUUUCACCCACAAAUAAAUAAUUAAUUAUUAAUAAUAUCGAAUAGCAAUAGUGA
Molecule: messenger RNA, 1473 nt
Organism: Paramecium sonneborni
Lineage: Eukaryota; Ciliophora; Oligohymenophorea; Peniculida; Parameciidae
Source: the annotation of a GenBank genome assembly